UUGAUCUUUCUAUAUAUACACAUAACAUUACCGAUUCUUUCCAUAUCAUCAACCAACACACAAGCAUUAUUCCAGUAACUUGAAUCUUUUUCAUACAUCUUCAAAGGCUUCAAAAGGAUUCAGACUUUCAUAAAAAAAGAGAAACAAGAAAUGGCUUUCGUAAGAAAUCUAUUGGGUGCCAAGAAGAUUCUUGGAGCCACAACAAGCAAAAGGGCGACCUCAUCGGCACCAAAAGGGUUUCUUGCGGUGUAUGUAGGAGAGAGCCAGAAGAAGAGAUUUGUGGUGCCAAUCUCAUACUUGAGCCAACCUUCGUUUCAAGCUCUUCUGAGCAAAUCUGAAGAAGAAUUUGGGUUCGCUCAUCCAAUGGGUGGCUUAACAAUCCCUUGUCCUGAAGAUACUUUCAUCAACGUGACUUCUCGGCUUCAGUGAUGAUUAUUCUUCGAGUUAGAGAUAGAUUUUGUUCCUUGUAGAUAGAGGAUAGCAAUUUUAUGCUAUGUACACAACAUACAACAUGAUUCAUGUUAAUAUAAAUUUAAUUUUAUAAUGAA
Messenger RNA from Brassica napus (rape), 548 nucleotides. Its product is annotated as auxin-responsive protein SAUR19. NCBI's taxonomy places the organism in Eukaryota, Viridiplantae, Streptophyta, Magnoliopsida, Brassicales, Brassicaceae. Gene Ontology annotation, biological process: response to auxin. The record is from RefSeq and is a predicted model, not a curated record. Bases 151 to 429 code for a protein of 92 amino acids. The transcript has a single exon.